Ostrea edulis (European flat oyster) is the source of this 1876-nucleotide messenger RNA. RefSeq lists its product as uncharacterized. The coding region runs from base 252 to 1685 and encodes 477 amino acids. The transcript has 7 exons. Lineage: Eukaryota; Metazoa; Mollusca; Bivalvia; Ostreida; Ostreidae. The record is from RefSeq and is a predicted model, not a curated record.
AUCGGGUUCGGGAGUCUAUGUCUAAAGCGAAAGUAGAAACCCAAGUUGUUCUUAAAAAAAGUUAAUUGUUCAAUAUUCGUUGAAAUAAAGAUUACCCCGAGUAAUAAGAUGUACAUAUUCUUGAAGCCCUGAAACGUCACAACUUGAAAGGUGACCUUGGUCAGGGACUAAGAAUAGGGCACUAUUGACUGACAGUAAAGUCCGAUUGCUGAUGAAGGGACUCGUGUUCGUGAAACCAAAAUCCUGUAGUGAUGGAAUGGAUUGGAAAAUGUGAUAUGUUCGUGGUCACCUGUUUACUCUGGUGUACGGCUGUCGGUUCUUUCGUAAGCUGUUACAAAGAUUUGCCCCCCGUCUGGAAGGAAGGCCAGUGCCCGUUGAGAGAGACAGACAAUUGUAACCCGAGCAAGGGAAGAAUGAGUAUUAACAUUGAAAAUAUGAUAAAACAACUACAAACAGAUGUGUCCAGCCUUAAACGAGACUCGGAAUCAAGACGGAAAAUCAAUAAUCUAAUACAUACUAUUUCACAAUUAAGAAUUUCAGUGAAUAAAGAAAAGGAAAAUGGUGAGAGAUUAAAUAAACGUGUUGCAAAUCUGCAAAAUUCGAUUAAUGAAGUAGAAGGGAGGACGACACAGGAAACCAGUGAAAUACGUGCGAAAUUGGACUUGAUUGGAGGAGAUGUAACAUUACUACAUUCAAGACACUCGGAGUUGAUAGUCAAGAUGAAAGAAGACUCAGAUCACACGUUGCGGAGAGACGAACAGUUGAAUAAAGAUGUACAAGAUGCCCAUAGUACUAUUGCUCGUAUGCAGACGACAAUUGACGAGCAAAAAGAAAGUAUAGAAACUUUGAAUCGGGAAACCUUGGAGACCCGACAGAAUCUGUCUCACGUUUCGAACAUGUUGUCUGAGGUUACAAAGCUAGUCAAAUAUUGCGAGCAGAAAAUACCGGAUCUGGACAGUAAACUCUCCUUAAAUAACCUCACCAUACAGGAAAUAGUCGCCUAUGGCAAACUUGUCUUCAUUUUUCUACUGGUCAUCGGUUUGUGCGUGGUUGUUUACAGACGAAGGAUACGGCUUCCUCACACAGAGACGGAAACGCCAAUCCCAACAGACAAUAGCGAACACCGAAAGUCAGAACAAAGGAAACACACCCGGGAAAACCUCGAUGUGAUCUAUAAUCAAGCUCCUGCACAGAUGACUCGUUUUACUAGGAGAACGUUGGAGAACAGCGUAGGUGUCAUGAGUUUUGAUAAACACAAAAGCGACUUCCACAAAGAUCUGAUUGAAGGUUUAUUGUCUGCUGCCAGUUUGUCAAUCAAAGUUCGGCGUACCAUUGUGACGCGUGAGGAUGAAAUCCAAACAAUCCCUCCAUCCAAGGUGGUCUUUGUUUUCGUGGAAGCCAACAGCCGUCAUAUCAUACUAGAAGACCCAACCCAGGAAAUCGGCUGGUUCCGGAAACAAACUGUUGAAUCCGUUCUCGAAAUGGGGUGUGACGUAUUUGUGUUGUACGUCAGAGAUGAAGAGGUAGAGAAUGAUUCUUUGUACCACAGCAGACUGAGGUCCGUAGAUCGUCAUCAGAUUCUGUCGACACUAAAGGGAAGGAACCGAGUACUCAGUCUCAAUCUUUCUUUUUCUGAUUAUCAGAAAAAGUUCCUCUUCUCAGAACUCCAGAGUGCUUUCAGAUAAAGAUUUAUUCAGCACAAAAAAAUUGACCACAUAUCAGUUUUGGCGUGCAUGUGACUUUGUUACCGGUUGUCUCUGAAACGUGCAGGAAAAUGUUUCAGUUUAUAUUAUAUAAUUAGCUUUUUCUCUUUUGAUAACUAUUACAAAACACGAACUCAUCAUUGCUGGAUGAACAAUAAAAUUGAAAUGAAGUA